Molecule: messenger RNA, 2085 nt
Organism: Magnolia sinica
Lineage: Eukaryota; Viridiplantae; Streptophyta; Magnoliopsida; Magnoliales; Magnoliaceae
Product: U-box domain-containing protein 40-like
Exons: 1
Coding region: 238-1887 (549 amino acids)
Biological process (GO): protein ubiquitination
Cellular component (GO): nucleus; cytoplasm
Molecular function (GO): ubiquitin-protein transferase activity; protein binding
Source: RefSeq, a predicted model, not a curated record
GUAGGAUUAUCUGAAGGAGCCCCCAAAUGUUGUGUACAACUGGAGCGAGCCAUGUGUUGAUCGAACGGCUCCCUCUUCUCUCCAAAUAGCGGCAUUCAGCCAAUCUAAUCGAAAAUUUCAGAGCCCUUGCUUUUCGUCCGUCAAAUCAAGAUUCUGAUGGCUUCCUCUCUUCGCAGCAUUUCAUUACCCAAGAAACGAAAGUGAGAAAAAUAAGGAAAGAGAGGAAAGCGAGAAAUAAUGGGAGGCAGAGGCAAGAACAGAUGGAAGAUCUCCUUCCUCCGCUCUUCUCCUUCUUCCCCUUCUUCACCUUCUUCAAACUCCAACGACUCUCCUAAAACCCCACCAAAGGAAAAACCAGAAGAAUUCAUCUGCCCCAUCUCCUCAUCUUUAAUGUCAGACCCUGUCAUACUCUCUUCUGGUCAGACAUUCGAACGAUCCUUCAUCCAGGCCUGCAUAGACCUCCGUUUCUUCCCCAGCGCUAUCUCAUCAUCCUCCGCCUCUCUCUCUCUCUCUUCCCCUCUCAUCCCCAACCUCGCUCUCCGUUCCACCAUCCUUAACUGGUGUGACGCUUCCGGCGUUCCCCGCCCCAAGCCUCCCGAUCCAUCUGUGGCCAUGGACAUGAUCCGAUCCCUCAUGUCCUCUGCCCAACAAACAGACGAUCGUCAUCUUCUCCAAGGGGUUGCUGAGAAGCCUCCCGUCCUUUUCUCCCAUGCCGCCACCGAGCUCAAUCGCAGGCCCAAUUACUUCUAUUCCAGCUCCGACGAAUCAGUCGCCGCCACUCCUCUCCCUCUCACUACCAAACCUUCUUGCUUUUCUUCUUCCUCUUCUUCUUCUCCUCCUUCUUCUUCUUCGCCGUCUUCUUCUGAGAUAAUCCCAGCCGCUUCUUCCCAAGAAGAGGAGAUCGUCCGCAAACUCAGGAGCGUCCUCGUCUACGAGCAAGAAGAAGCUGUCAGCUCUUUGCGGAAUAUCUCAAGAAGUAGCCCGGAAUCGAGGGUCCCCCUCUGCACCCCACGUCUGCUCGCCGCCAUCCGUCCGUUGCUUCUUUCUCGAUAUCCAGCCGUUCAGAUCAACGCAACCGCCGCGGUGGUGAAUCUUUCUCUGGAGAAGCCCAACAAGGAGCGGAUCAUGCGGUCCGGCGCUGUCCCUCCCCUGAUUGACAUCCUGAAAGGCGGGUUCCCAGAGGCGCAGGAGCAUGCGGCGGGAGCCAUCUUUAGUCUUGCGCUGGACGACGACAACAAGCCAGCGAUCGGGGUGUUGGGCGCACUACAGCCGCUGCUUCACACGCUCAGGCACGAGAGACAGCAGGCCCGGCAGGACGCAGCGCUUGCCUUGUACCACCUUUCGUUGCUGCAGUGCAACAGGUCGAAGCUGGUGAAGCUGGGGGCGGUCCCGCUGCUGCUCGGGUAUGCCAGGGGUGGAGAAUUGGCGAGCCGUGCGAUGAUCAUACUGUGUAAUUUGGCGUCAGGGACGGAGGGGCGGGCGGCGCUCAUGGACGCGGAUGCAGUCCAGGUGUUUGUUGAAAUGCUGAGAGAGAAAUCAGGUGGGGAGGCGAUGAGGGAGCAUUGCGUUGCGGUGCUGUUUGCUCUGAGCAGUGGAGGGAGUGUGCUAAGGUUCAAGGCGUCAGCGAAGGCGGCAGGGGCAGUGGAGGUUUUGAAGGAGGUAGCGGAGACGGGAAAGAGCGAGAGGGCAAGGGAGAAGGCGAAGAGGAUGCUUAUAAUGCUAAAAGGGAAAGGAGAUGUGGCAGCUGCUGUUGAAGCAAUUGUGGGAAGUGGAGAAGAAGGAGAGUGGAUUCGAGAGGAGGAGAGAGUAUCGGAUUCGGUGAUUGCAUUUCGGCAGCUGCAACUGAAGGGGAAGAACGUUUCGGGUGCCAACUCGACCGAUUUUUGAUGGUGUCGGGAUUUGAGUUUCGGUUGUGGUAACAUCUGUAAUUAAGAAUGAACUUUGGAGGCAUUUUUUUUUUUUUCCCUUUCUGCUUCUUGAUCUGGCGUGGAUAGAAAUAGAAUGUGAAGUUUUGAAUGAAAAUUUCACCAAGCAGCGUGGUGUAAAUAAAACCUGAUUUAUUGUAUAAAAUAUUUUGUUACCAUC